AUGGAAGAAUUAUUAUCUUCUUAAAUUCCUCAAAAUAUCAUGUAGGAUUCUUCAAAUAAGAGUGACUUCGUUAAUUAUGAUUAUAAUCAGAAACUUUUCAAAAAUAAUGAUGCCAAAUUAUUUUAGGUAUAAAAAUGUAAUUUUAAAGAGAAUAUAAGAAAAAAUUCUAUGUAGUAAAAUAUGAGCAAAAUAAAUAGAGAGAUUAUACAAUAACAUUUAUAAUACUAUUAGAAAAUAUCUAAAAAAGAAGAAUAAUAAUUUUCAUAGUCUAAAAAUAAAUGUUAAAGUACUCUUGACAAUAUAUAAAUUGUAAUAUCAUAAACAUCAAUAUCUUAAUCAAUUUGCGCACUAUCAAUUUCAUCAGAAAUAUCAAUCUUAAACUCGGAAAUCCAAAAAUUAAAGAAUAAUAAUAAUUUGACAAAUAAUUAAAAAUAAUACUAUAUACAUAAAUAUUAAUAACAAUUAUUUUCAAAAUUAAAAGAUUAAGACUAAGGGAAAUAAAUUCCUCAUAUAAAAUAAAUAAUUGAAGCUUCGAAUCCUGAAUUGAUACUUUAUGUUUUAAAAGAAUAAUUAUUAAGAGAUUAAAAUAGAGAAUUAUUAUUAACAAGUAAGGAAUAUUCUUUUGGAUUUGAUUCGAUUCUUGGAGCAUAUGGUUAAGAUUAAACUUGUUUGAAAGUUAGAAACACUAAUCUUGAUUUCGAUCAAAUUGUAAAUGACAAAUAAAUAUUAAAGCAACAUCUAUUGGAAUUUACAUAAAAACUAUCCAAUUCACUUAAUGUUCCAAUUGAUUAAAUUGAAAUUUUAGGAGUAUCUAAGGGAAGCUUUGAGAUAAGUUUUUAAAUAACAGGAAAAAAUAUAGAGGACAUUUAAUAGGAGAUUAAAAGUAAUAAAGCUGCUUCUCAAUUUUUAAAUGAAUAUUGUAAUGGAAAAGUUGAAUAUGUCCAAUAUUUUAAUCAAGCAAGUUGGGAUGCAUAUAAUUCAGCAAAAUCUAAUUUAGGAAUGACUUUAUCUUCUGAUGAUUUUAAUCCUUCAUAUAAUAUGAGUUGGGAUGGUUUUCAUGAAAAAGAAUAAAGAGGGCCUCCUGAUCAUAAAUAUGAUUAUUAUUUUCCAAUAGGUUGUUAUGGAUUUGGCUUAAAUGUUAAAAAAUAUGGAUAUAAUUAAGAUUGGCUAAAAAAAGACGGUAAUCCUAAUGAAUGGAGAAUUAUGUAUCAUGGUACUAAAAAUUUUUGUGUUAAUUCAAUAAUAAAAAAUAAUUUAUAACCUGGAUAGGCAAAUUAUUGCAAAGAUUUCGAUUGUAUAGAUGAAUUUGGAAAAACAGUGAAAUUAGGAGUUGGAAUUUAUUUCUCAAAUGAUUUUCAUGUCUGUAUAAAUGAUGGAUAUUCUUCAUACACUUAGAUAGGGAAUAAAUAAUUUGCAGUAAUUUUUAUGUCAAGAGUAAAUCCAAAAAAAAUUAGACAAGCAGGAGAUUUUAUGAAGAAAAAUAAUUAUUUUCUUAUUAAUGAAUCAAAAGACGUUAGACCUUAUAGAGUUUUAUUGUAUGAGAAAACAACAAAUGUACAAUAGUAAAAAUAAAAAAACCAAUUUAGGAUUAAUUUUUAAAUAACUGGAAUUAAUAUGAAUGAGAUUUUAUAACAGAUUAAAAACAAUCCUAAUGCAUUGAAAUUCUUAAAUGAAUAUUGUAAGGGUAAAUUAGAAUAUGUAAAAUAUUUUGAUUAAGCAAAUGUAAAUGGAGAUUUAACUUCUGAUGAUUUUAAUCCUUCAUGCAAUAAAUUUUGGGAAGGUUAUCCUAAAAAAGUAUAAAGAGGACCUCCUGGUCGUGCGUAUGAUUAUUAUUUUCCAAUAGGUUGUUAAGGGUUUGGGUUAAAUGUUAAAAAAUAUGGAGAUAAUUAGGAUUGGCUAAAAAAGGAUGGUAAUCCUAAUGAAUGGAGAAUUAUGUAUCAUGGUACAAAAUUGCAUUUUGUUAAUGAAAUAAUAAAAAAUAAUUUAAAACCUGGUUCUGGAUAGAAUUAUACUGAUAAUAUUUGUAAAGAUGAAUUUGGAAAUAAUGUGAAGGUAGGAAAUGGAAUUUAUUUCUCAGAUAAGAUUGAUGUUUGUCUAAGUUAUGCUCCAUACAUUGAGAUUUGUGGUAAACAAUUAGCAGUGAUUUUUAUGACAAGGGUAAACCCAAAAAAAAUUAGAUAAAGUGAAGGAAUGAAAUGUAAUAUUUUUGUUGUUAACAACUCAGAAGAUGUGAGACCAUAUAGAAUUUUAUUAUAUGAAAAGAAGUGA
This is a messenger RNA of Paramecium sonneborni, 2268 nucleotides long. Lineage: Eukaryota; Ciliophora; Oligohymenophorea; Peniculida; Parameciidae. The record is from the annotation of a GenBank genome assembly.